AUGACAACAGCUGAAACCACGACAACAGAAAAAAGAGCGAUAAGUCCAAUUUGUCCUCCAGAGCAACCACCGUUGUCACAUACCUUCAACACCUCUCCCCACACCACCGAGGAAAACAAAGACACAGACUCCACCAAGCCUGCCCGUGAUAUGACUCCGCCCGAAACUGGGCGGAGGAUGUCUCCGCCCGUCGUACAGAACCGACUCCCCGUGGGAAAGUCGGGGUUCGAUCGACAUCAGCAGUCGCGAAAACUCCUCACCACGCACAAACAGCACCCGAGAGAGGAGAAAAACGGAGGAGGAGGGUCAAAGAAGUGGUCCAGGCCGCUGGACCCCGGGUCCAGGGGGCGUGGCCUGUUUGAUGUGGACCCCAGGAGGACUCACGGAGCGUCAAAGGUCGAUGAAGACCCAGCGAUCGAGAUCCUAGUUAAAGCACGUCCUCGUCGGAGAUCAGGAAAGUGA
Messenger RNA from Geodia barretti, 462 nucleotides. The record is from the annotation of a GenBank genome assembly. Lineage: Eukaryota; Metazoa; Porifera; Demospongiae; Tetractinellida; Geodiidae.